CUUUUUUUUCUCUGACCGUCCCCUCCCAGCAAAGCACAGGCUCCAUUUUGUUAAAUUCCGGAGUUUGCGGUCAUCGUCGACAGCCAGCACUGUAGCAUCGUCUGAAACCACUUGAAAGAUAUAACUACCAACGACAGCAGAAUGAGUGGUUGUCGAAUUUUCAUCGGCCGACUGAGCCCCUCGGCCCGGGAGAAGGACGUAGAGAGGUUCUUCAAAGGAUAUGGCCGCAUCCGAGACAUCGACUUAAAGAGAGGCUUCGGGUUUGUGGAAUUUGACGACCCCAGAGACGCUGAAGAUGCUGUGUAUGAGCUUGAUGGCAAAGAGCUGUGCAAUGAAAGGGUGACCAUCGAGCACGCUCGUGUUCGUCUGCGGGGCGGACGCGGCAGAGGAGGCGGUGGCGGAGGCAGCGGCGGUGGUGGAGGUGGCCGUUUCUCUGAUCGCUAUGGCAGAGGCUCUCAGAACAGUCGGAGUCGAAACCCUCCUCCGAUGCGCACUGAGAACCGCCUGAUUGUGGAGAACUUGUCGUCUCGUGUCAGUUGGCAGGACCUGAAAGAUUUCAUGAGACAAGCUGGAGAGGUGACUUUCGCAGACGCACAUCGACCCAAGCUCAACGAAGGGGUUGUUGAGUUUGCCUCUUACAGCGAUCUGAAAAACGCCCUUGAGAAAUUGUCUGGAAAGGAAAUCAAUGGCAGGAAAAUCAAGCUCAUCGAGGCAGCUAAGAAGAGGUCAAGAAGUCGUUCCCGGUCCGAAAGCUCUUCUCGCUCGCGCUCUCGUUCCCGCGGCCGCUCCCCAUCGCGUUCCCCCAGACGCUCCCGCAGCCCAGCGAAGGCUCACAACCGCUCCCGCUCUCGCAGCGGCUCCCCCGGUGGCGGCGCCUCCUCCCCCCCGAGAAGCAAAUCCAAGGAGCCCACCAAACGCUCCUCCAAGACCAGCAAGUCGGCCACGCCGCCCUCCCCCCCGGCUGCCCAGAGAGCCUCCAUGUCCCGUUCCCGCUCCCGUUCCCGCUCGCGCUCUCGUUCCCCUUCUACCGACAGCCAGCGCUAAAAGCUUAGGUUUUUAAUAGGAAUCAACUGUAGAAACAACUUGUUUCAUCAGUAGAAUCAAUGAGGAGGAGUUAGCACACCUGAGCUCCCAUAAACCCUCUGAAAGCUGAGAAGUUAUUUAGUUUUUUUUAUCCUAACUGUAUUUUUAUUUUGUUUUUUUAGUCACAACUACCAAAUGGCUAUGAAUUUGAUUGUAGGGCAUUUAAAUGAAAAGAGUAACAGGAGACACUAGUUGCACAGUGAAGCUGUUUGUGUCUUUUUCCAUCAUAACAUCAAGUAUGAACCCUUCUCCCAUGGCCACGAUUUGUAGAUAUUUAGGUUAUUUUUGACACAGUUUAUCCAUCCCCGUUUUUCACAAAAGACCAACCACCAUUUGUCAAAAAAACCCCAUCAAAAUGCGCAAGUGAACCAGCUUUUAGACUCACUGUUUUGAGGCUGUUAAGUUGUGAAGCUCUACACUUUGACAUAGUUUGAAGAAGGAAUCUGUAUUUUCUAACAGUAUCGGAAUGCUUUUGAUAAGUAGCGUGAUCAGUUUAUUUACCUUUUUGUGACGCUUUUGCUUGUUAGUGGAAGAAUUUUUCACAGUUAUGUCCUUAUGUCACUCAUGUUUUGACCUCUUCUUCCCUUUUUAUAACCUACUGCACCCACCACAGACAGCAUGUGAUCUCGGUUAACUUUAGUUUGAUCACAAUUUCAAAUCCGGUUUAUUAUUGGAAAUAUUUCAAGUUUUGCUUAAAGCUUAAAUACAAGCACCAUCAUGACUGGUAUUGGCAGCUGUGUACAAUAAUGCACAUUGAAACGUCUUUUCAUGGAUCUUAAUUUGCUUUAAUUGACUUGCAUUUUAUUUGUGGAGAGAUGCGUAACUGUCAAGGACAUGGUUAACUGUAAUCAACACUUAAAAAUGGUGUUGAUUACAUGAAGCGGUUUAUUUUAGCAUUAUUAAAAUGUGUGUAUAUAUUUUUUGUUUUGUUUUGGUUUUGGGGUUUGUGUACAGCAUUAUAGACUUUUAAGUGUUGAUACUGUGACUGUUCUGUGGUUUAAAUGGAAAAGUAGAGAAGUUUAGAAAAAUCAAACAUUUUGUACAUAAGGGUUUUAUUUUCAGUGAGAAAAAAAUGGACGUUUGUAUGGUGCAGUAAUACAAGUGACUUACAAUAAAAUGGUUAACAAAAUCA
This is a messenger RNA of Scomber scombrus (Atlantic mackerel), 2215 nucleotides long. RefSeq names its product serine and arginine rich splicing factor 5b (gene srsf5b). Gene Ontology annotation, cellular component: ribonucleoprotein complex; cytoplasm; nucleus. Gene Ontology annotation, molecular function: mRNA binding. The record is from RefSeq and is a predicted model, not a curated record. The transcript is spliced from 8 exons. Bases 142 to 1044 code for a protein of 300 amino acids. Lineage: Eukaryota; Metazoa; Chordata; Actinopteri; Scombriformes; Scombridae.